This is a messenger RNA of Nematostella vectensis (starlet sea anemone), 1441 nucleotides long. RefSeq names its product inhibitor of growth protein 4. Bases 175 to 894 code for a protein of 239 amino acids. NCBI's taxonomy places the organism in Eukaryota, Metazoa, Cnidaria, Anthozoa, Actiniaria, Edwardsiidae. Gene Ontology annotation, cellular component: nucleus. The record is from RefSeq and is a predicted model, not a curated record. The transcript is spliced from 10 exons. Gene Ontology annotation, biological process: regulation of DNA-templated transcription.
UUACCCGGCAGUCUGUGCGAGGUUGUUGAUGACCUGAGUUCAACCAAAUGAUUUGUGCGUCAAUGGCGGUGAAAUAACCGCAAGUUCUCGCUUCACCGCGACUCAGCGAUUCGAAAGACGAUUUAAUAUUGUAGCUAUAUCAAUGUGAAAGCUUUAGAUUCGACGGAAGCAGCGAUGUCGGGCAAUAUGUACUUGGAUCACUAUCUCGAUGGCAUUGAGACUUUACCAUUUGAACUCCAAAGAAACUUCACCCUCAUGAAGGAACUGGACCAAAGAGCCCAAGAUCUUCUCAAGGAGAUAGACAACAUGUCUGAUAAAUACGUAGCUGAAGUACGUAAAAUGGACGCUUUACAGAGGACUGACCAUUUAAAGAAAAUAGAAAAUGCUUUCUCUAAAAGCAAGGAGUAUGUGGAUGACAAGGUUCAGCUAGCAAUGCAGACAUAUGAGAUGGUUGAUAAACACAUUAGAAAACUUGAUCAUGACCUUGCAAGAUUUGAAGCUGAUCUAAAGGAAGAAAGAGCAAAGGAAGCAGGAUUAUCCUCAGAUUAUGAAAAUGACCCAACUCCGCCUAAAAGGGGUAGAGGAAGAAGCAGUAAAAAAGGAGAUGGAGAGUCUUCAAAGAAGAAGAGAAAACGUGAGUCAAGUCCCGUUAAGCUUGGUCUACCAGGACAAACCUUGUUUUCACCUGAGGUGGUGCAAGUUCUAGACAUGCCCGUUGACCCCAAUGAGCCGACAUACUGCAUCUGUCACCAGGUAUCUUAUGGGGAGAUGAUCGGCUGUGAUAACAUGGAGUGUCCCAUUGAAUGGUUUCAUUUCCCUUGUGUUGGACUGGUGGCCAAGCCCAAAGGAAAGUGGUACUGUCCAAAAUGCUCUCAAGACAGAAAGAAGAAAUAGCACCUCAUUUUCCACAUAGGCAUUAGGUCAAAGGGUGGACCACUCCUGACAAGUGAUGGUCUGCUUUGGAUCACUUGGUAGAAAUUAAGCACCUUUGUCCAAGUUCUCACACAGAAAAUAUUUGUAGAAAUAAUGAUAGAAAACUGUACAUUAUUUCACCCUCUUAGACACCACAAGUUUUAUUACAUACGGCUAAGGCACCAGACAUAAAGGACUGUAAAUAAUAAUCAAUCAUUCUUCUUACGAAUUUUACGGUGUUGGGUAAGGCUGUACAAAAGCAACCUGGAUUCAUACUUGUCUAAAGUAUUUAUAAGAAUUAUGUGCGUUUUUCUUAGAAUUCUGAAAUUAACUAGUUUUGCUACUUUUGCAGCAAACAAAUUUGACCGUUCUCUCCUCCACAAAAGGUUUUUAUCGAAUUUUACCUUUACCCAAAUCAUCGUUAUUAUUACAAUUAUGUCUACAUUUUUGUUUGUAAAAAAGAAAGUUCACUUUAUUGUUAAUUUUAAAGUAGUUAUUAUAUUAUAAUAAAGCAAAGUUUAACAUGCCA